AUGCUGAUUCAGGAGGAUCCCGACUGGCAGUACGUAGAUUCACCCUGGGAUUUACUGAGAGACUGCAGAGACUACGAGAAGGGAAAUGCAACCCAGUUCGGAGCCUGUGUGCUCUCACACAUACUGGGCAUUACUUCAGCCUACGUUUUUCCUGUUGUUGCCACCUUUGGUGUCAUUUCAAAUUUCCUCGUCUUCUACGUGUUUCUCUUUGUCUUCCGACGCUCCAGUCGCCAGAUGAUAUACCUGGGCUGUGUUGCUAUUGCCGAUAUGAUGACCAUCGUUACUUUUGGCUGGAUGUGGAUGUUUCCGGCCAAGGGGCUACCCUAUGCCACCGGUGGACGCCUUUACUUUUUUGUCCUUAAUGUGAAUGAUUUAUCCUGCAAACUCUUUCGCUACGUCUACUCCUUCACCUCCUGCCUCAGUUCCUCCCUCUUUCUCGUCACCGCCUGCGACCGCUGUCUGUGUGUCUACUUUCCCCUAAAGUUCUCCCGUCUAUCCAAAAAACGAGCCUGGCAGGCCGUGGGCGUCACAAUCCUCUGCUGUUCCCUCCUGAUGCUGCCCUAUCCCAUUCUCGCGAGACACGGCAAAUUCCAGGGCAAAAUGAUCUGCUGGGUGCAUGAGGGCGAAAAUCUGUUGCAGAUCUACCACGUCCUACUGGCCAACAGUAGCCUCCUUCAGACCUUCCUCGUCAUCCUUGUCAACAUAGCCCUGGUUAUCCGACUGCGCCAGAGUGCAGCCCUGCGCGAAGCCAUAUCAAAAUGUGUUAGCGUCAGCAAGGAGAUUGCUGCCUCCAUGCUGCUGGUCAUACUCUCGACCAUGGUGGUCAUCUGCGCUCUGCCCCAGUCCGUGGCUUACAUCCUCUCCACCAUCCUCGCCAAGGUGCUGGAGGGCGAACACGGCCGUAUGGUGGUGCGGAUGACCUUCAAUGUCUCCGAUCUCGGCUGGCAUCUGCUCUUCCUCCAGCAGUCCUUCAACUGGCUGCUCUACAUGAAGAGAAUGAAGAACUUUCGCCGGGCUAACAUGAAACUGCUCCAAUGUCACUGCAGAUUCGCUCAGGGCAUGCUGGGAGAGACAUUUGGAUCUGUUCACUAUCUAUCAACUCGGGCUAGAUAUGUGACCAGUGAGGUGCGAAAUGCCCGUAUGAAGGAAAUCAGCACGGUGUGGACAGUCUCCGAGUUUGGACGUGUGAGACCUCUGGAUGCCAGCGGAACUCCAGAAUCCAGAAAAUUCAGAGAUAAUAUUUACAGAGCCAACACAAGAAGGGUUUUUCCCAGUUUCAAUGAAAACGCAACGAUUUCUACAAAGUUUUAA
Molecule: messenger RNA, 1311 nt
Organism: Spirometra erinaceieuropaei
Lineage: Eukaryota; Metazoa; Platyhelminthes; Cestoda; Diphyllobothriidea; Diphyllobothriidae
Source: the annotation of a GenBank genome assembly